AAAACAAGAAUAGUUUGCGGUUGGGAUAGCAGUCAGAUGUGGUGAGGGCAACAGCUCAGUGCUGGUGAAUAUGAUAGUGUUUUUGAUUUAUUUUCACGCAUAGGCAUCACUUUAUCCAAGAGAGGAAGCUUCACAAUGAGGUCGCACAACGAAGCAAAUGCUUGGGAGAAGUUCAGGCUGAUGAUGUGGAAGAAUUUCCUGCUGCAGUGGAGGCACCCGAUCCAGACUGCAGCGGAGCUGCUCGUGCCGGUGGCGUUCAUGGCGGUGGUGUUGCUGAUACGGUGGCAAAUCGAGCCUCGUACCAUCGACGUCUCUCAGUACCCCGCGGGGGAUCCCCUGAACCUGAAUGACAGCGACACGUUUCUAGUGUUGAAUGAAAUGGAUUUGGAAAGGAUGUCAAUCGCAUAUUCUCCAAAAAGUGAAGUUUUGGAGGAUGUAGUUAGAAAGUCCGUGACAAAAUUAUUGUUAGAAAAUGCUGAACAAUUGAUUUCCUUUAUAACAACAAAUCCUGGAGACUGGAACUUACCUGACAUAGACUGGUCGGCUAUUGACUGGGCAGGAACGGGGCUUCCACCACAGGUUUCUGAAUUUUUAGGGUCUCUCGUGACCAUACAAGCUUACAGUAAUAGUGACGAACUCAGAGGUAUUUACGCAGAAGAGGAAGAUAUACGUAGAGUUAUAGCCGCCGUACAGUUCGACGAUGAACUUCUAGGUGCGACAAUAUUACCAAACAAAAUAUCAUACGCUCUAAGAUUUCCUGAACGGCCUCGUUUGAAUUCUUUCUUCUUAAUCGGCUCGAGAGUUUGGAGAACGGAAUCCGUGUUUCCUACUUUUGAGGUAGCAGGGCCCAGGCAACGAAGUUCACCAUCGGGCGGCGAUGAUCCAGGAUAUUUUAUAGAAAUGUUUAUUCAACUGCAGCACGUUAUAUCAACCGAACUGAUUUCUAAGGUGACUGGCCAGGACCUGAGCGGGUUUAGGGUGGGUUUCCAAAGGUUCCCGCACCCCGCAUUCCAUGAGGACUUUGCUAUUGAUAUCAUGCAACUAUUAUUGCCCAUGUUCAUAAUGUUGACAUUCAGUUAUACAGCGAUCAAUACGACCGGCGCUAUUACAGGCGAAAAGGAGAUGCAGCUAAAAGAAACUUUAAAAAUAAUGGGCGUGCCGACAUGGAUUCACUGGUUGUCGUGGUUCCUGAAACAAUUUUUGUUUCUCUUAAUUGCAUCUGUGCUUGUGGUUAUUAUAAUGAAGGUCAAUUGGUUUACGAAUGAAGAAGGUUUCAGUGACUACGCUAUAUUUACGCACACGCAUUGGACCAUUAUCCUAUUUCUUAUGGCGCUUUAUUGUGCUUGCACAAUCUUCUUUUGUUUUAUGAUAAGUGGAUUCUUUUCUAAAGGAAGCACAGCUGCGUUAUUCACUGGCGUGAUUUGGUUCCUGACGUACAUCCCGGCUACCAUGGUGACCGUGGAUGACAACUCAGUUGGAGUCUUGAUGACACUCUCCCUGAGCAUCAACACUGCCAUGGCGUACGGGUUCAAUCUGCUAAUGACUGCUGAGAGUUUAGACGGUUUAUCAUGGGGCGAGUUUAUGACUUCCCAUUCGGACGACAGUCGGUUGUUAUUUGGCCACGUGGUUAUUAUGCUGGUGGUCGACUGCGUUCUCUACAUGUUGGUAGCUCUAUAUCUAGAACAAGUCCUGCCUGGACCCUUCGGCACGCCUAAACCUUGGUAUUUCUUCGUGCAAAAAAACUUCUGGUGCUACAACAAAGUAUCUCAAGGUGAAAUAUCAAUUGGAACACUCGAAGGGUCACGAGUAGUUAUGGAACAAGAUCCCACUACUCUCAAUAUUGGUGUUAAAAUUAAAAACUUGUGUAAGCACUACGGCCUUAAUACCGCAGUAAACAAUUUGUCGUUAAACAUUUACGAAGACCAGAUCACAGUUCUACUGGGUCACAAUGGUGCUGGGAAAUCAACUACUAUAUCUAUGUUAACAGGUAAUAUUCCAAUAAGUAGCGGAUCGAUAGAGCUAGCAGGUUACGACGUGACUCACCAGACUAGCGAAGCGCGAAGACAUCUUGGACUGUGUCCACAACAUGAUGUUCUGUUUGAUGAGCUGACAGUCAGGGAACAUUUAGAAUUCUUUUCGAGUCUGAAAGGUUCUAAAGGAAAAGAGCUAAAAUGGGAAGUAGAUAUGCUGAUUGAGAAAUUAGAACUACAAGAAAAGAGGAACUACAGAGCAAAAGGGUUGUCUGGAGGCCAAAAACGUCGUCUCUGUGUUGGAAUCGCACUAAGUGGAGACGCACGUGUUGUAAUGCUGGACGAGCCCACGUCCGGCAUGGACCCCUCAUCCAGGCGAGCGCUCUGGGACUUGCUGCAGAAAGAGAGGCACGGUCGAUCAAUGAUCCUGACGACACACUUCAUGGACGAGGCAGACAUCCUGGGCGACCGAGUGGCUAUAAUGGCGCACGGUCAGCUGCAGUGCGUGGGCUCGCCUUACUUCCUCAAGCAGCACUACGGUGUCGGUUACACACUUGUCGUGGUCAAAGAUGAAGGCUUUGAUAUGGUAGCAUGCACUGAUAUUCUUAGUAAAUACAUUCCGGCUAUUGCUGUUAAAGAAGAUAGAGGAACUGAACUGACGUACAGUUUACAAUCUGAUUUGUCGCAUAGAUUUGAAGACAUGCUUAACGACUUAGAAAGAAAUGUUCAUGUUAUUAAAUUCAAGAACUACGGCCUUGAUCCAACUACUUUGGAGGAUGUCUUCUUAUCUGUCGGUUCGCUUACGGUAUCCACGGGGUUGGAUUCUGACGCGACUAGCACUGCUACCGAGUUGUCAGAUUUUGGGCGAAGACAAGAACACGAUAUACCCUUUAUCGAACGACUGGAUGGUGCUGACGACAAACUGACAGGAAUCCGCUUACUUUGGCAACACAUGCGCGCGAUCUGGAUAAAACUGUGGCUAGUGAAGAUUCGCUCAUGGGGUCUUCUUCUGUUACAGGUGUUGGUGCCAAUACUGCAGAUCAACUUAUUGCUCGGCAUGGUCGAAAUCGUCACGUCGUCUUCGUCUAAUAUUCAUUCUCGAUGGUUAACGUUGGCUGAAGGGUAUUCAAACACUGAAAGCUUGCUGAGUUUUAACGGCAGUGAGGAGACUUCUCUCGGAGCCUUGGCGAAGGCUGCAUACGAAUACAUGGUCAAUAACUCCGGCAUAGAUACUAUGCAAGUGACUGUUGUAGAUCAACCCGUCGACCAAUAUUAUUUGGAGCGUGCCAGCGACUAUUCAGAAAUGAGCCAUAUGCGUCACAGUGUGCUCACCGGCGCGACCUUCAGCGACGACUCGGUGACGGCCUGGUUCAGCAACUUCGCAUACCACGACUUCCCGACAUCGAUGGCCGCAGUACACAACGCGCUCCUGAAGGCCUACGAUGCGGCUGCUGAAAUCAAUGUCUAUAAUCAUCCGCUGACGGCUACUUACAGAGAUCAGAGUGAAAUACAAUCGAUGGUGUCAUUUAUAGCGAACCAACUUUCAUCGUCAAUCGGAAACAGUUUAGGCGUAGCCAGUGCAGUAUUUGUCAUGUUCUAUAUAAGGGAGAGAACGUCUCGAGCCAAGCUUCUCCAACGUGCGGCCGGCAUCCAGCCAAUCACAAUGUGGGGCGCCGCAGCCUUGUUCGACUGGCUGUGGCUGAUGAUCAUUUCCAUCUCUAUCGUCAUCUCGUGUGCUGCCUUCGGCGUAAUUGGAAUGUCAACUUUCGCCGAACUGGGUCGAAUGUACUUCUGCAUCAUGGUGUAUGGUGCUGCGAUGUUACCUUUGCACUACCUAGCUUCUUACUUAUUCCAACUCCCAGCAGUGGGAUUCGUCGUCAUGUACUUUGCUAGUGUCAUUUUUGGUAUGACGGGCCCGCAGAUAAUCGAGGCGUUGGAAAUGGCAGGAAACACCACGGCGCGCGUAGGAGAAAUUCUGGGAUCUAUUCUGCAGUUCUUCCCAUUAUACAGCCUUGUGGCUGCCAUUAGGUCAUUGAACCACAUCGGGCUGACAGAGCACUCUUGCCUCAUGGCCUGCGACUACUCGCCGUCCUUGGUAAACAUCACAGAGUGCUCCAUGGAGGUCUUGUGUCAGAACGAGUUCACCCAUUGUUGUGUCCGUGAAAACCCAUACUUUGAUUGGGAAGAGCCAGGGAUUCUCCGCUAUUUGGUAGCCAUGAUCAUCUCGUUUUUUGUUUUUUGGGGGAUUCUUCUUACUGCCGAAUACAGACUGAUACAAAAGGUUUUCACAAGGACACGUCAGCCUCCCAUGUUGGACGAGAGCACCCUCGACAGGGACGUGCUGGAGGAGGCUCGCAGCGUGCGCCGCGCUGAUGACAACAGCCAUAACUUGGUGGCCAGGGACAUCUCCAAGUACUACGGGAAACAUCUCGCAGUCAACCAGGUCUCCUUCUCUGUAGGGGAUUCUGAGUGCUUCGGUUUGCUGGGUGUAAAUGGCGCGGGCAAGACAACUACUUUCAAAAUGCUGAUGGGAGACGAGUCCAUGUCUAGUGGUGACGCGUUUGUCAGCGGAAACUCUGUUAAGAAGAACAUUACACAAGUCCAUAAGAAUAUUGGUUACUGCCCACAGUUCGACGCGGUGUUUCCCGAGCUGACGGGCCGAGAGACGCUGCGCGUGUUCGCGCUGUUGCGCGGCCUACACGAGGAGAACAUACCAACCACCACUGAGUUGUUGGCGCACAAGCUUGGUUUCACGCAGCAUCUGGAAAAGAAGGUCCGGGAAUACUCCGGCGGCAACAAGCGCAAGUUGAGUACAGCAGUGGCGCUGUUGGGCCGCACAAAGCUGGUGUUCGUUGACGAGCCCACCACCGGCGUCGACCCCGCCGCCAAGCGUCAGGUAUGGCGAGCGAUCCAAGGAGCGCAGCGCGCGGGGCGCGGCGUGGUGCUGACGUCACACAGCAUGGAGGAGUGCGAGGCGCUGUGCACCAGGCUCACCAUCAUGGUCAACGGGCAGUUUCGGUGCAUCGGCUCGCCGCAGCAUCUCAAGAACAAGUUCUCUGAAGGAUUUACUUUGACUAUCAAAAUCAAAACAAAUGAAGCGUCAAGUCCCGAAGCAACUAAAAGAGCGACUGAAGCACUCAAAAACUACGUUAACAAUAACUUUGAUAGCCCUAAAUUAAUGGAGGAAUACCAAGGUCUGCUGACGUACUACCUGCCGGACCGCAGCAUCGCGUGGUCGCGGCUGUUCGGGAUCAUGGAGCGCGCCAAGCGCGAUCAGGCCGUCGAGGACUACAGCAUCUCGCAGACCACGCUCGAGCAAAUAUUCCUACAGUUCACCAAGUACAGUCAACAACGUUAAAUCUGUAUAUUGAAUGCCUCCUCUGAGACUUUAGUUGUAUUUGCAUUGAUUUUAAACCACCCGGUGGUUUUGCCGCCGAUGUGGCAUGCUAAAUCAAGGCGGUACUAAAUGGACCACAUUGGCGCUAUUUUAUAAAUAAAAUACAACAUUUAAAUAUUGGCAUGUAGUAUAGAGUCUAAAGAUCUGAACGCUUUUUAUAGAUUUGCCACUGGAAUUUUUUUUUUCAAUUCAUCGUCAUUCUAAUACCACUCUCAUAAUAUAUUGUUAUUAACCAUAUAGGCACAAGCCACCUUUUAGUUAUCUUUAGUACAGGUACUGUCUGAUAAGGCUGGUGGGAUUUGACUAUUUGGUUAAAUCAUUUAUCUCAAGCUUCAUAAUGUUUAUAAAUCAUGCGAACGUCUCAAGACUAGUUUACCUUCCCUACAGCUCCUUAAAGAAGAGUGUACGAAGAGGGUUAUUUCAGUUAGUAGUUCAUCAAGGUUCUAACAAAUUAAGACUGGGUUGAUUGUGAUAUAGUUCCAUCCAAAAGUUGUUCCAAGUUUAUAGGAAAUAAUAAUCCAGUAGCUUUUUAUUUAAUCAUCACAGUAUUUUGCAAUUCCCGUCUUUUUUUUUGGCCGACGACAACGUGUACGUUACUCCAGCUAGAAAGUAGCUCCUAGAGAAUAGGCACAAACUUUCUAUGCCGAGCACAUACAUAGCUGAUUAGACACUAAUUAUACGUUCCACUCAAAUUUCUCUAGGAGCUACUUUCUAGCUGGGGUAACGUAAACGACGAUAGCAGCCAAAGGAAAGAAAAUUGGAACUUGGCACAAAAUCGUGUAAGCGUUCUAUAUCGUAGGUAUUGACAAAUAGUAUUAACUUAGUCUAAGUUAUUUUAAUUAUUACUCUUUUUGAUUAAGACUCUUUUUAUUAAUUAAUUAAUAAUUUCUUUAAUUUUAGUGUUUGAAUAUUGCAUGAAACUAUCCCAUCCUUCCCGUCGCAUGCCCCUCUAUGAAUGUAGUAGGGCGACUAUUUAAUAUUUCUAGAACUUUGGUACGUAUUAAUGCCACUUAUGUUUAUCAUUAAACAAAUACAUAUUUUGUCCUUUUUAUAUUACAUACACGAAAAAUAAAA
Plodia interpunctella (Indianmeal moth) is the source of this 6441-nucleotide messenger RNA. Its product is annotated as phospholipid-transporting ATPase ABCA1-like. The transcript is spliced from 33 exons. Gene Ontology annotation, cellular component: intracellular membrane-bounded organelle; membrane. The record is from RefSeq and is a predicted model, not a curated record. Gene Ontology annotation, molecular function: lipid carrier activity; ABC-type transporter activity; ATP hydrolysis activity. Bases 136 to 5328 code for a protein of 1730 amino acids. NCBI's taxonomy places the organism in Eukaryota, Metazoa, Arthropoda, Insecta, Lepidoptera, Pyralidae. Gene Ontology annotation, biological process: transmembrane transport; lipid transport.